Kluyveromyces marxianus DMKU3-1042 is the source of this 645-nucleotide messenger RNA. It is a transcript of the gene MED8, whose product is annotated as RNA polymerase II mediator complex subunit MED8. Gene Ontology annotation, cellular component: mediator complex; core mediator complex. The record is from RefSeq and is a predicted model, not a curated record. Gene Ontology annotation, molecular function: RNA polymerase II cis-regulatory region sequence-specific DNA binding; transcription coregulator activity. Bases 1 to 645 code for a protein of 214 amino acids. Gene Ontology annotation, biological process: regulation of transcription by RNA polymerase II. The transcript has a single exon. NCBI's taxonomy places the organism in Eukaryota, Fungi, Ascomycota, Saccharomycetes, Saccharomycetales, Saccharomycetaceae.
AUGUCAGACACUCCUUCGAACGCAGAUCCACUUCAAUCAUCUGUUUCAGCAGAUUUCAGCAAUGUACCAACACAAGCUCUUGAUGCACUACGAAUGAAGUUAUCGCAACUCACUGCUUCAUUGGCCAAAAUACGAGAUGAAAUGUCAAAAGCUGAACUUCCGCAAUGGUACUCACUACAGGCACAAUUGAUGGUCACGCUUACGCAACUCUCAUCUCUAACAAAUACUCUCGAUCAUUAUGAAGAAACUUUAGAUUCGACAGUAGCAUAUCCAUUGCCUUCUUUCCCCACAACAGCACAUGAAGGUUUAAUCACGACUUUGAUGAGGAAAAAAAAUAUUCCUGAGGUAGAUGAAUGGAUAAAAGAUGCUAGAGAGACCAAUGGAAUUGAUGUCGAAAACCUCUCUGAUGAGGAAAUCAAAAAACUCAUCAACAAAGAUAAGGACAUCACAACUUGGGCUACCAAGUGCAUAAUAGAUGAAAGGUCGAAGCACUCGUAUAAUGGUCUUCACUCUGCAAAAGAGUUAAAAGAACUUUCGAUGGAUGAAAGCAGUAACAUCUAUCCAUCUUCGGUGUCGACUGUAAAGACUUCAAGGCCAUUUAGUGUGGACAAAUUAUUGAAAUUUGUCCAUCAAGGCGAAAUAUAA